AUGGCAGCAAAGGACGGUAUAAACCUAUCCACUCAACCUGAAGAGUACUGUUUGAAAGCACUGUGUGACAAGAAAAACUGCUCAUCAGAGGAAAAACCAGUGUGUGGAAGCAACUUCCUCACUUACACGAAUCUGUGCUAUUUCAAUGCAGAACGAUGCAAGGACGACAAGAUCUCGAUCCUGUUCUACGGUCAGUUGCAUACCUUUCAUGCAUGCAUUGUUGCCAAGCUCUACGAUUACACCUGCGAAAAACUCGAUAGCUAA
Molecule: messenger RNA, 264 nt
Organism: Cylicostephanus goldi
Lineage: Eukaryota; Metazoa; Nematoda; Chromadorea; Rhabditida; Strongylidae
Source: the annotation of a GenBank genome assembly